Messenger RNA from Miniopterus natalensis, 5113 nucleotides. RefSeq names its product proline rich 5 like (gene PRR5L). Lineage: Eukaryota; Metazoa; Chordata; Mammalia; Chiroptera; Miniopteridae. Gene Ontology annotation, biological process: TORC2 signaling. The record is from RefSeq and is a predicted model, not a curated record. Gene Ontology annotation, cellular component: TORC2 complex.
AAGUGCGAGAGUUGGAUUUCCUGAAAUUGUUGAACUGGAUGUGUUGGCUAAAUUUGUGGUUUUAAGAAAACCUGAGAGACUGAAGGCAGCAGCCCUGGGGGAAGCCCUUUCCGUGGGCAGCCGGAACCUUCUGGUCCAGAGGAGAAGCCGUCCCCUCACCUGGACUUAUGACCCGUGGCUUUGCCCCCAGCCUGCCCAUUGAGUGCCACAAGAUGGGCUCCUUCCGCAGGCCCAGACCACGCUUCAUGAGCUCCCCGGUGCUCAGCGACCUGCCCCGAUUCCAGGCCACCCGGCAGGCCCUGCAGCUGAGCUCCAACUCAGCCUGGAACAGUGUGCAGACUGCUGUGAUCAACGUCUUCAAAGGCGGAGGCUUGCAAAGCAAUGAGCUCUAUGCACUGAACGAAAACAUCAGGCGGCUGCUGAAGAGUGAACUCGGAUCCUUUAUUACAGACUAUUUCCAGAACCAGCUUCUUGCAAAAGGACUGUUGUUUGUGGAGGAGAAGAUUAAGCUGUGCGAAGGUGAAAAUCGCAUUGAGGUUCUGGCUGAAGUCUGGGACCACUUCUUCACUGAGACUCUCCCCACCCUGCAGGCCAUAUUUUACCCAGUUCAGGGCCAGGAGCUGACCAUCCGCCAGAUCUCCCUGCUGGGCUUCCGUGACCUGGUCCUGCUGAAGGUGAAGCUGGGUGACCUGCUGCUGCUGGCCCCAUCCCAGCUGCCCUCGUCCAUCGUCCAGAUGUUGCUCAUCCUGCAGAGUGUUCAUGAGCCCACAGGCCCCAGUGAGGGUUAUUUGCAGCUGGAGGAACUGGUGAAGCAAGUGAUUUCUCCUUUCCUGGGCAUCAGCGAGGACCGUGGCCUCUCGGGCCCCACGUACAUGCUGGCCAGACGCCACUCCCGGGUCCGGCCCAAGGUCACUGUCCUGAACUAUGCCUCCCCGAUGGCCACCGUCAGCCGGCCACUGAAUGAGACGGCCCUGACCCCGCUGACGGAGCAGGAGGGGGAGGCCUACCUCGAGAAGUGCGGGAGCGUCCGGCGGCACACGGUGGCCAACGCCCACUCGGACAUCCAGCUGCUGGCCAUGGCCACCAUGAUGCACUCAGGCCUGGGCGAGGAGCCCGGCGGGGAGGACAAGUGCCUGCUCCUGCCACCCAGCUUCUCCCCACCCCACCGCCAGUGCUCCAGCGAGCCCAACAUCACCGACAGCCCCGAGGAGCUGGAGGAGGUGGCGGGGGGCAGCCAGGAGGGCUCGGAGCCGAACUGCGCUUCCCUCAGCUGACUGCCCAGCUCUGCCUCGCAACCAGGGUGAGGACGGCUCCAUCCUGUGAGUCACCAGCGGGCUCUUCCUUUGGGCAGAGCUGCCUUAUGUCUCCUUGGGUACAGGCCUAGUCUGAGUGCCCUGGGGGAGAUCCCUGUUGUAAACCUGUCCGUUUUUGUGACUGUGACCACCUCUCCGCAGCCAUACAGACCCAGCUGCCUAACGCCGACUUUCUGACUUCCAGCCUUGCCUGCCUGACUCGGAUCCUCGUACUGGACAGUCCGAUGCUCCCCACGACGGGUCCCAGUGCCCUUGGCAUGGUGUAGCAGGAGGCUGUCUGAGCCACACAUGGAGCCAGCAGGGAUGUGCUGGAGUUCCCCUUUAGGUCUGGUGACACAGAGGCUUGUGGGUGGAAGGAUCCCUCUCCUCCCUUGCCUUUGUUUGUGGGGAGCGAAAGGACACGCAGCCCCUACCAAGCAGGGCUCUGGGAACGUGCCUUCCUUGUUUUAGUUUCAGAAUUACUGGGACAGAGUUGCCCCCCUGGGUUGUGAAGGUCUGUCUUCACCUACGUCCGGAGGGCCUCAGGGCUGGAUUAAGCCUCAGCCUUUCCCGCUCAGGCUCCCCCCAAGCUGUAGAACUAAGCUCCCGGGUGGAGUAGCUGGUGCCUUCAUCCCUCUUUUCCUUCAGAAACUGACCGUUUUCCUGUUGGGGGUGAAGGGCUGGCGGAUGCCAGCCAACUAGUUUUAUUCCUGGAUUUCACUUGAAUUUUCAAAAUGUGCAUCGUUUCAAAAAAAUUGUUUGCAAAUAUUUGCACCUAGGAUCUUGCUUUGCUCCUUUCCAAUGGGGUCUGUCUUCAAGCUAAGAAACAAGCAAACCCCCCGGGAAAGGAGCCUGAAAGUGGUUUGGGGUGAAAGUGAUCGUGGUGGGCAGGUCUCUCGGGCUGCAGAACUCUGGAAGCAGCUGGAUUUGCAGCCAGAACGGCCUGUGUUUGUGAUUGUCAUGGCUCGUAGGAGAAGCUGCAGCGAGGUAGGGCGACGGCUAGCCUUGCGCACAGAGGGUUGCAGCCAGGGGAACGUCUCAGUGCUUUCCAGUGGGGGAAGCAGGGCAGGCGUAGGUAGGACCUUUUGGAGAGAUGUUCGUUCCCUGUGAUUAAAGAAGUACCCAGAACUGCUGGAAUUUCUAACACGUGAGGUCUCCAGAUGCUCUUGGGGCAGCAGGCUCUGUACCAUGCUGUCUCCUUAACGCUGCUCCCUCCAGGUCUGGGCUUUUUAUGCACCUCGAACCUCUUAUUUUCUCUUUGUAUUUGCCUGUUGGCCCCACUCAUAACAGCUCUAGAAGAAAAGAGAAGGCUCCCCUGGAUCCUUCUGGCACCUCCUAGGUAUCCUGUUAGGCUUGGAAACGUUAAUAAAAUCUCAGAGACGGGGGCCAGCUUGGCUUCAAAUGUGGCAGGAGGAGGCUGGGAGAGGACGAGUGAGGUGUCAGCUGCCAGCCGCCGAAGGGCCUCCUAAGAUCCUCUGAGCCUUGACAGCGUUUCCCUUCCGGGCAAAGAUCUGAAAUACGACCAGAGCGGUGCUUUUGAUGGCUUGUAAUUUGGAAAUCGUGUUUAACAAGUUGUUUCAUGUUCAUCCUUCUACGAGAGUGAUGGAAGAGCAAUGUCCAAAGGAGAUCUGAGAAUUUCAAACACAAACAAAUAAUAAUCUUGGUAUGUGUGUUGGAUAAAGUCCACAAAUUGACGAACAUGCAUUAGCAGAUGGAACAUCAGUAGGUAAUAGCACGAUGAUUUAUUUAACUGAUGGCUCUGGUCCUUUAGUAGGCUGAGCACUCGGGACUGGUAUUUAUUGAUGCAGGCAAAGUAAUUAAUCAUGCUUGGUUUUUUGUUUCUUUUUAGUUUACAAUGUUAGCAAUACAUAUGUUUUGAAAUGCUUUUUCCAUAUAGUGAGCGGCCCCGAUGUGGAUAGCAGUCAUCAGUUAAAUACAUGAGCUCCUAGGUGGAGAAGGGGAGUGUCAGCCCAGACCCAGUGGACUCGGUGUUGCUGAUGACUGUUAGCCAGUUUACAGCAUCACCUGUGAUGUACACACCGGGUGUUUGUGCAGUAAAUAUUUCAGACUGUACCCAUAACAAUGUUAUUGGUGUCCAUGGGCAUUCCAGCCAUCGGAGCUGGUGCAGGAGGCCAGCUGUCGUGUUUUAACCACUGUUGCUCCCCUUUGUGAGAUGAAGGUUCAUUCUUGUUGGUCUGAGCUCGGAUCUUCCUGUGGCUAAGGUUUAAGGACAUGAAGCGAUCGCUCUAAACUCCGAGUGCCUCACAAACCCCAAACCUCUCAUGCUGUCUGUGUCCAAAACGGAUUCAAUAAAUACCAUUUUGCACGCGUUACCUACCCUGUUGCCACGUGGUGGUGCCUUGAUUGAAUCUGCCCGCGCAGCAGACCACUGGGCGUCCUGCCCUCGCCCUCUGUCCCCGCUUUCCCUGCCUCCGUGUCCCUUUUCCUGCAGCCUCCCUGUGGGAGCGGCGGCAGACUUCCCUCGGCCAGUCUCCUUGGGCUUUGCCUGCCAGCCGUGUCUGGCUUGGCAAGCCAUCUCCUGGAGGAACGGCCUGUCUGCGGAGCUCGGGAAACACCGAACAGAGUCCGAGAGGGCAAACGACUUCUCGAGCCAGCUUGGUCUCUUCCGCCGCGUCUGAGCUAGAGGGGCCGCGUCCCCCUCACUCGUGGACGUCUCGGGUGUUCCCCUCAGGCUCUGUUGGGUGAAAGGAAUUUAUACUAUUUUACUGUCGGCCUAAGUUUUCCUAGGAGGCCUGGGGCAGUAGGAGCCCGAGACCCCUGAAGGCUUAGUAAGAGCAUUUAAAGAGGUGCGACCUGAGCUGAUUGAAGGGCCUGGAGGAUGUGAAGGGGGCGUGUGGACGUUUUUGUUGAGCCUUCCGAGGCUGUAACUGGGGACAGCGGCUGCUGAGCACUGUGCUCGGUGGGUUUCCUGUCGGUGCACCACGGCACUCCCUCGCCCAGCCGCCCAGCCGCCCAGCCGCCCGGCGCGUAUUUGGGCAGCUGCCACUAUGCGGAGGCACUUUCCUUGGUGCUGGAGAUACAGUGCUAGACGGAACCAAGGUGCCUGUUUUUUUUGAGCCUACAGUCUUAUCAGGUCAACACAGGAAUUUCAAAUAAUGUGAACAACAGAUGAAAUAAAAUGGCCAAAGGCAGUGGCUAGAGGGUGACCUUGGGUGAGGUGGCUCAAGAAAGUCUCUCUGACGGGGACUUGAGCUGAGGCCCGAGGGGGAAGGGGCCAGCCUUACAAUGUGUUUUCAAUGACCACAGACUGGUGGCUCAAAGCAGCACGCACUUGUUAGCAGUGCUGUGGGCUAGAAGCCUGACAUGGGUCUCCCUGGGCUAAGACCGCGGUGCUGGCAGGGCCGUGCUCCUUUCUGGAGCCUCCAAGGAGAAUCUACUGCCUGGCUCUGCGAGCUGCCAGAGGCUGCCAUGCGCCUUGGCUCCUGGCCCUCUUUCUCCAGCUCCAAGCCAGCAACGGUGGGUCAAAUCCCUCUCAUCCCAUCACACCGACCUACGUCCUGCCUCCCUCUUCCACCUUUAGGGACCCCUGUAGUUCUGUUGGGCCCAUCUGGAUAAUUCAGGAUAAUCUUCAUCUCAAGAUUUCUGUGGGCACUGCCUCUGCUGCCCCCUCUGCUGCUGUCUCUCUCAGUAAGAAAAAGGCUGGCCAGGGUGUGCUGGAGCCCUCUGGAGGCUGAGACUGCGCUGGGCAGGUGGGUGCUGGUCUCAGUGUCCAGGGCACACUGGCUGGCCUGUCCUAGAGGCCUUGGACUCCAGCAAUGACCAUGAUUCUGGAGUCCCUUGCUCAAAUCUUUCUCUUCUCU